Messenger RNA from Scatophagus argus, 2661 nucleotides. RefSeq names its product phosphofructokinase, muscle b (gene pfkmb). The transcript is spliced from 24 exons. Gene Ontology annotation, molecular function: AMP binding; 6-phosphofructokinase activity; fructose-6-phosphate binding. NCBI's taxonomy places the organism in Eukaryota, Metazoa, Chordata, Actinopteri, Scatophagidae. Bases 22 to 2541 code for a protein of 839 amino acids. Gene Ontology annotation, cellular component: cytoplasm; 6-phosphofructokinase complex; membrane. The record is from RefSeq and is a predicted model, not a curated record. Gene Ontology annotation, biological process: fructose 1,6-bisphosphate metabolic process; canonical glycolysis; fructose 6-phosphate metabolic process.
GUGAAGAGAGGUGCUGUGAGGAUGUGGUCCCCGGGCUUACUUUCAGCCCAGUGUCUCCUCACUGUCACGCUGCUGGCCUGUCUGCUGUUCUGGCUCAGGAAGAGAGGUCAAGGUGGUGAUGACCCCUCGGCUUCUGAAUGUGAAAGUGAGACGUCCUCGAGCUCUGAUCCAGCGGGGGAUGCUGCCAGCUUCAGUUCCAGGACCAUGGCACAACCGACUCCCAUUGACCCCACCAAGAUGGGAGAGGGUCGGGCCAUUGCUGUGCUGACUUCUGGAGGCGAUGCCCAGGGUAUGAAUGCAGCUGUGAGGGCCACAGUUCGAGUAGGAAUUUAUACAGGAGCCAAGGUGUACUUUGUCCAUGAGGGUUACCAGGGUCUGGUCGAUGGAGGAGACAAUAUCCGCCUUGCUACCUGGGAGAGUGUGUCGAUGAUGCUACAGCUGGGUGGGACUGUGAUUGGUAGUGCCCGCUGUCAGGAUUUCCGCACCAAGGAGGGACGCACUAAGGCUGCUUACAACUUAGUCAAGCUUGGCAUCACCAACCUGUGUGUGAUCGGAGGUGAUGGCAGUCUGACGGGAGCCAAUCAGUUCAGAACAGAGUGGCGCGAGCUGCUGGCAGACCUGGUCAAAGCUGGUAAGAUCACAGCAAAUGAGGCCAAGAAUUCCUCCCAUCUCAACAUCGUCGGCAUGGUGGGCUCCAUUGACAAUGACUUCUGUGGCACCGACAUGACCAUCGGGACAGACUCUGCCCUGCAUCGGAUCAUAGAGAUAGUGGACGCUAUCACCACCACAGCACAGAGUCACCAGAGGACCUUCAUCUUAGAAGUAAUGGGCAGGCACUGUGGUUACUUGGCCUUGGUGACAGCUCUGGCCUGUGGCGCCGACUGGGUGUUCAUCCCAGAGAUGCCACCAGAUGAGGGAUGGGAGGAACAUCUGUGCAGAAGACUGAUGGAUCAAAGAGGCCGUGGAUCCCGUUUGAAUAUUAUCAUUAUUGCAGAGGGAGCAAUGGACCGCCAGGGUAAACCUAUCACAUGUGAACAAGUUAAACUGCUGGUAUCAAAGAGGCUCGGCUUUGACACCCGCACCACCAUCUUGGGACAUGUCCAGAGAGGAGGAACCCCAUCUGCCUUUGACAGAAUCCUGGCUAGCAGGAUGGGUGUGGAAGCUGUCAUGGCUCUGUUGGAGGCCACACCAGAAACUCCUGCAUGUGUGGUCAGCUUGUCUGGCAACAUGGCUGUCAGGCUGCCUCUCAUGGAGUGCGUGCAAGUGACUAAAGAUGUCACCACAGCCAUGGCUGAAGGGAGAUUUGACGAUGCAGUGAAGCUUAGGGGAAAGAGCUUUGAAAACAACUGGAACACAUACAGAAUGCUGGCUCACGUGCACCUCCCAGAUACAAAGAGUAACAUCAACAUUGCCAUAUUGAACGUUGGAGCUCCGUGUGCGGGAAUGAAUGCUGUUGUUCGCUCAGCUGUCAGGAUAGGGAUCCUCCAGGGCCACCAGAUGCUGGCAGUGCAUGACGGCUUCGACGGCUUGGCCAGUGGAUUGAUUGAGCCCAUUGGUUGGUCUGGAGUGGCAGGAUGGACUGGAAAGGGAGGCUCCCUGCUGGGCACAAAGAGAUCUCUGCCACAUGAAUUCAUGGAAGAGAUCAGUCUGAGCAUCACAAAGUUCAACAUUCAUGCUCUAGUCAUCAUUGGAGGCUUUGAGGCAUUUGUUGGUGGUCUGGAGAUGGUGCAGGCUAGAGAGAAGUAUGAGGAACUCUGUAUUCCCCUUGUUGUUGUUCCUGCUACUGUCUCCAACAACGUUCCUGGAUCCGACUUCAGUGUUGGUGCUGAUACUGCACUCAAUACUAUAACCAUGACAUGUGACAGGAUCAAACAAUCUGCUGCUGGCACAAAGAGACGAGUGUUCAUUGUUGAGACUAUGGGAGGACACUGUGGCUACUUGGCAACCAUGGCUGCCCUGGCAGCUGGAGCCGAUGCUGCUUACAUUUUUGAGGAACCGUUCAACAUUCAUGAAUUAGAGAUGAAUGUGGAACACCUGGUGGAGAAGAUGAAGACCACAGUGAAGAGAGGACUGAUUCUGAGAAAUGAAAAAUCCAAUGCCAACUACACCACUGACUUUAUCUUCAACCUAUAUGCAGAGGAAGGCAAGGGUGUGUUUGACUGCAGGAAGAAUGUACUUGGACAUAUGCAGCAGGGUGGAACACCAAGUCCCUUUGACAGGAAUUUUGGCACCAAGAUGGGGAUCAAGUCUGUGUUAUGGUUGACUGACAAGCUGAAGGAAUGCUACAGACAUGGUCGUAUCUUUGCCAACUCUCAGGAUUCAGCCUGUGUGCUGGGAAUGAGGAGGAGAUCUUUGGUCUUCCAGCCCCUGGCAGAACUUAAAGAACAAACGGACUUUGAACACCGUAUUCCAGUGACACAGUGGUGGCUAAAACUGAGACCCAUCCUGAAAGUCCUAGCCAAGUACAAGAUCAGUCUGGACACCAGUGAAAAGACUGCAAUGGAACAUGUCAUCAAGAAGAGAGGCGUAGUUUCUCAGUAGCUUCUCUUGUCAUUAUUCUCACCUUCAGGACCCAAGAUGACCUGAAUGCCUUCUGUUUAGAACACUUUGUCAACUCUGUCUCUGAAAAGUGCAAUAUAAAUAAAGAUGAUCUAACACCCA